UUAUAGAAUGAUAGAUUCCCGGGGAUAGAUUUUCUAACGAGCGUAAACUAUUUUCCAUUUUGGAAUUCAGAAUAAUGGCACAACCAGUGGUUUCGGUGUUCCUGCGUGGGUUUCUCUCAGGAGGUCUGGUGUCCUCGGCUCUGUUUGGUAUAUAUUCAUACAAUAACAAUGCAAAUCUUGCUAUUGAGUCUGGAAUACAUGUGGAGUACCAGGAAUCCUUAACUGAUCCCAGCUAUAAAUUACGAGGGGAUCAGAUUCUCAAAUAUGGGGUCCCUGAUCGAGGCCCAGAUGUUCGUUACUAUAGGAACCAUGCCUUGACUUAUGACCAGUCUAGGAAGUCACCUAUUUGGGUUGCAGAACAUUUGAAUAAGGAGGUUUUAACAGGUUCAGCCAAUAGGAAACACAGCAAGUUCAAACCUGAUGUCAACAUACCUGAGAUGUACAAUGCUGCAAACAGUGACUUCUAUAAGAGUGGAUGGUCCAGAGGCCAUAUGGCUCCCGCUGGAGAUAAUAAAUUUGAUCAGGUUGCUAUGGAUGAAAGUUUCUACCUCUCCAACAUUGUACCUCAGGAUUUGAACAAUAAUGGCCAGUUUUGGAACAAACUGGAAAUGUACACAAGAGACCUGGUUCAGACUAAAGGUUAUUCUGAUGUGUGGGUGGUAACUGGCCCUAUUGUCAGGUCAACUAUAGAAGAAAAUGGAAAAAAGUUUGUGAAAUAUGAGGUGAUAGGAAAGAAUGAAGUUCCAGUUCCAACCCAUCUUUACAAGAUAAUACUGGCUGAAACUGGUGAUAAACAAACAAAACUCAUUGGAGCAUUUGUCGUUCCUAAUCAACCAAUCCAACAUGACCAUACUCUAAGACAAUACCAAGUGACACUCGAAGAUCUCCAAAUAUGGACAGGAAUUAAUUUCUUUCCAAAAUUAGACAAAUCAACAACUAAAAAUCUCUGUGACGUGGAUCAGUGUAAACUAUUAUCUCGGGAACAAUUCGAGUUGUAUUUUAUAGGAAGGAAACUUGACAGUGCAAGAAAUAUUUCAAGAUUGGAAAAAGUUUGGUCGGAACUGGACGAGAAAAACCUUAAACCUGACCAGUUUUUGAUAGAGCUUUAUAAUAGGAAAAAGUCUGAAAUUGAUCUUAAGGAGAAAGAAGAAUAAAUGCAAUAUAAUCAGGAUAGCUCUGAACAAUGUAUUUAUCUUAAAGGUACCAUAUAUUUAAUCAUGAUACAACAUAACUCAAAGAUGUCUUCUUUACAUAUGGGGUGUACAAAUAAAUAUGUCCUCCCUUCUUAGAUUUAACAUCAAUAUAACGUUGCAUAACUUUUUUGUCUGGAUGUAAUCUGAAUUGGCAUAUCAAAAACUAGGCUUCAUGGCACAACUCCAAAAGAAGUUUCAGAUGACUUUUUUAACUAGAUGCACUUUUAAGCACAAAAAGUUCAUACUUUUGG
This is a messenger RNA of Owenia fusiformis, 1444 nucleotides long. The record is from the annotation of a GenBank genome assembly. Lineage: Eukaryota; Metazoa; Annelida; Polychaeta; Sabellida; Oweniidae.